CACCCGGUCGGCCGGCCCAGCCAUGAUCAAGGCGAUCCUCAUCUUCAACAACCACGGGAAGCCGCGGCUCUCCAAGUUCUACCAGCCCUACAGUGAAGACACACAACAGCAAAUCAUCAGGGAGACUUUCCACUUGGUAUCUAAGAGAGAUGAAAAUGUUUGUAAUUUCCUAGAAGGAGGAUUAUUAAUUGGAGGAUCUGACAACAAACUAAUUUAUAGACAUUAUGCAACACUAUAUUUUGUCUUCUGUGUGGAUUCUUCCGAAAGUGAACUUGGCAUUUUAGAUCUAAUUCAAGUAUUUGUGGAAACAUUAGACAAAUGUUUUGAAAAUGUCUGUGAACUGGAUUUAAUUUUCCAUGUAGACAAGGUUCACAAUAUUCUUGCAGAAAUGGUGAUGGGGGGAAUGGUAUUGGAGACCAAUAUGAAUGAAAUUGUUACACAAAUUGAUGCACAAAAUAAACUGGAGAAAUCUGAGGCUGGCUUAGCAGGAGCUCCAGCCCGUGCUGUGUCAGCUGUAAAGAAUAUGAACCUUCCUGAGAUCCCAAGAAACAUUAACAUUGGUGACAUCAGUAUAAAAGUGCCAAACCUGCCCUCUUUUAAAUAAAAUAUUAAAAAGGCCACUCCCAGGUAAAACCCAGGGGGAUAAGUCAUCUAAGUUUACCAUACAGUUGUUUACCAAAAAUAGAGGAGGGGAGUCUUAACUUUUGCUCUUGGAUUUAAGUCACGGUACUGUAUAGAAGUUGUGUAAAAUCAGUAUGAGACUUCAAUGUUGAUUUUCUUGCUCAGUGAUUUUAAAGAAAUUGUAUAGUUCCAGUGUGAUUUUUUUGUUGUUGUUGUUUUCUAAACUGCAUUCCUAUGCCCACCUAAGGCAUGCCUCUAUGUAUUGGCUAUCACAGUAUUUCAAAAGUGAGGUAUUUCUUUAAUUAUGUACAACCCAAAAUGUUGGUGUUUUGUAUGGAUCACAAGUGCAACAUUCCUUAAUUCUUUCUGCUAUUUGUCACAAUUGUUAUUUAAGAACCAAGUAUGUAUUGCAUGAAAACAUGUUGACCUUUUCUUCUUAGUUUAAAUAAACUACAAGGUAACUGGAUUUCUAAAGCACCUUUCUGUUUGCCUGAUAUAUACCUUAGCAAUAAUUUUUUUUACGACCCUUUGACUCAAAAAAGUAAAUAAAGGUAUAUUUUAUCACUGUUAAA
Chinchilla lanigera (long-tailed chinchilla) is the source of this 1193-nucleotide messenger RNA. It is a transcript of the gene Ap3s1, whose product is annotated as adaptor-related protein complex 3, sigma 1 subunit. The record is from RefSeq and is a predicted model, not a curated record. The transcript has 6 exons. The coding region runs from base 23 to 604 and encodes 193 amino acids. NCBI's taxonomy places the organism in Eukaryota, Metazoa, Chordata, Mammalia, Rodentia, Chinchillidae. Gene Ontology annotation, biological process: intracellular protein transport; Golgi to vacuole transport. Gene Ontology annotation, cellular component: AP-3 adaptor complex; membrane coat; intracellular membrane-bounded organelle.